AUGUGUUGCAACUAUGGCAGCUCCUGUGGCUAUGGCUGUGGAUAUGGCCCCUAUUAUGGCUGUGGUUAUGGAAUAAGCUAUGGCUGUGGCUAUGGUAGGGGAUGUGGCUGUGGAUAUGGCUCCUGGUAUGGCUGUGGCUCUGGCUGUGGAUAUGGCUCAGGUUAUGGCUGUGGCUAUGGCUCCUGUUGUGGCUAUGGCACCAGAUAUGGCUGUGGCUGUGGCUAUGGCUCUGGUUGCUGUGGCUACUGGCCAUUUUGCUAUAGAAGAUGUUAUUCUUCUUGCUGCUAG
Prionailurus viverrinus (fishing cat) is the source of this 288-nucleotide messenger RNA. RefSeq names its product keratin-associated protein 6-2-like. The record is from RefSeq and is a predicted model, not a curated record. Bases 1 to 288 code for a protein of 95 amino acids. The transcript has a single exon. Lineage: Eukaryota; Metazoa; Chordata; Mammalia; Carnivora; Felidae.